Messenger RNA from Arctia plantaginis, 636 nucleotides. The record is from the annotation of a GenBank genome assembly. NCBI's taxonomy places the organism in Eukaryota, Metazoa, Arthropoda, Insecta, Lepidoptera, Erebidae.
AUGGCGUCACUCACCUGGUUCGUUCUGCUCCUGGCAGGUUUGACCUACACCCAUGCCUUGGGAACCCAGACGACAAUUCAAAAUUUGCCUAGCAUGGCCCAGGUAGAAUUCAGAUUAGGUGCCGUAUGGAGACAACAGUGUAUCGGUAGCAUCAUCACUAAUUACCACGUCUUGUCCGCUGGGACCUGCUUCCAAAACCAUCCCAGUGUCCGUCUAAUUCGUGUUGGUAGUGGCGUAAGCGGAGUUGGGGGUACCAGUCAUGAGAAUAUUCCUAUCGCACCUGUGAACUUUUAUAUACCUGCACACGUCCAUUUGUCUAUGGCGGGCUGGGGUAUUACCGCUCAAGGAGGCUUAGUUGCAAAUAACAUCCUCUACAGGAUGGAAGUGGAAAGCAAGGAUACCACCGGAUGCGCUGCUCAGUUCCCCGGCCGCAUCACUGGAGACAAUUUGUAUGUCGGUCUAGUUGGCAGGCCUGGCCGGGACUUCGAUCCUAGUGAUACUGGAGCUCCUAUCCUUUAUCACAACAUCUUAGCUGGAGUGGCCUCGUUUGGUUCGUCUGCUACCUAUAAUUUGUUGCCCAUUGUUUCCACCGCUAUUAGCCCUUACACUAAUUGGAUUGUUGGUGCUGCAGUUUAA